AUUUCAUCAAGUAACAAUAAUGCCGCUACCGAUCCUUCUCCUCUCGAUUCUGGCAUCCGCUAGAGCAACGUCGUACUUUUCAAUGGAUCAGCUGCCCAAUGUCCUGCCAAUAGACAAAAUACCAGCGAUCAAAGAAUUCAACGAUCCGCAAUUUUUGGCAACCGUACACGCAGAUGCAUCGCUUACCGCUCUAGAUCUAGUGAAAAAGUACGGCUACAAUGGAGAAGUGCACGAGGUGAUCACCUCUGACGGUUACAUUUUGAAAUUGCAUCGGAUAACAGGACGAACUAAUUUCAACAACUCGCAAGUGCAAAAACCUGUGGCAUUCGUGAUGCACGGCCUUUUGUGCAGUUCGGCGUGUUUUAUCAUUUCCGGACCGGAGAAAGGUUUAGCUUUUGUUCUGGCGGAUGCAGGAUAUGACGUGUGGCUCGGUAAUGCACGUGGCAAUGUAUAUUCACGCAAACAUAAACUCCCGGCUAUUCGAAAGGAACUUUACUGGGAUUUCAGCUGGCAUGAGAUUGGCGUAUAUGAUCUUCCAGCCAUGAUAGAUUAUAUCGUGAAGACCACUGGUCGCGAGAAAAUGUUUUAUCUAGGGCAUAGCCAGGGUACCACUGCUUUCUUCGUCAUGUCGACGGAACUGCCAGAGUAUCAGCACAAAAUCCAGGCGAUGUUCGCGUUGGCACCAGUCGCUUAUUGCAGCAGAUUAAGAAAUCCCAUUUUUCAAUUUCUGGCAAGGUUCUCCAAUUCAUUAGACGGACUGUUAAAAUUAAUCGGUAUAUACGAAUUCGCGCCUACCGACGAAAUGAUAAAGCAGUUCCAGAAAAUGGUAUGCGCGGAAGACGCUAUUACGCAACCCUUGUGCGCUAAUUUGCUCUUCUUAAUCGCCGGAUUCGACAAAGAUCAGCUUAAUACUACUCUUCUACCAUUAAUCAUAGAACAUGUUCCGGCUGGCGCAGCCACGAAACAAAUAAUGCAUUAUUUACAGCUUAUUAAAAGUGGAUCUAUUAUUAUAUCCGGGAAAUUUAGACAGUACGACUACUCACUCAUCACUAAUUUGAUCAAAUAUGGUACGUUCCGUCCUCCGAAAUAUGACUUGGGAAAAAUCAAAGUGCCAGUUUCAUUGCAUUAUAGCACCAACGAUUGGUUAGCACAUGUCGAUGAUGUUGAUCAAUUAGAGAAAGAACUUGGCAAUCCACUUGGAAAAUUCCUUGUUCCAUAUAAAAAGUUUAAUCAUCUGGAUUUCAUGUGGGCUAAGGAUGUUAAAGAACUUUUGUAUAACAAGAUACUAAAUCUGAUGACACGUUUCUAACAUUAAACUACUAAAGUUCAAUAAAUUUUUUGCAGAUUAAAAUUUUAUGCUAAAGCUCUUGAAUAGUCAUCACAGCCAUAUUGAAUCGUGACGUCAGAAGCGAGGAAUAACACGUUAAUAUUUUUAUUAUGUGCUAUUUAUAAAUAAUAAAAUAAUUCGGAUAAAAAAAAUGAUGAGAUUGCUUUAAAACAUUUGUCCAAAUGAACGAAAACUAUGCUUAUCCCCCCUGACAAUAAGUAAAUAAUCGUAAAAAAUGAUGAAAGGCACACGAAGUGCUUUUAUUCAAUGCGCAUGCGUAGCUUAUUUUCACUUACACGUGCCUUUAUCACUUUUUACGAUUAUUUACUAUCAGGCAGGAUAAGCACAAUUUUUGUCCAUUUUUACAAAUGUUUUGAAGCAAUCUCAUUAUUUUGUUUUAUUCAAAUUGUCUUUAUUUAUAAAUGGCAUGUAAUAAGAAUUAACGUAUCAUUUCUCGCUUCUGAUGUCAGAAGAUUCAAUAUGGCUGUACUACUCAGGAGCCUUAAAUCGAUUCCGUUUAUCAGACAAAUUUAUAAGCUAAUGCUUGCGUGAUGACAAUAUAGUUAUCGAAUUGAAUUAUCAAUCCAUUAGAAAGUAUUUUAUUUAAUCACAAAUUUCUAUUAUCCUCGAUAUUACUUAUGUGUUUAUAAAAUAAAAAAGUCGU
This is a messenger RNA of Trachymyrmex septentrionalis, 1991 nucleotides long. RefSeq names its product lipase 3-like. NCBI's taxonomy places the organism in Eukaryota, Metazoa, Arthropoda, Insecta, Hymenoptera, Formicidae. The record is from RefSeq and is a predicted model, not a curated record. The transcript has 8 exons. The coding region runs from base 20 to 1309 and encodes 429 amino acids. Gene Ontology annotation, biological process: lipid metabolic process. Gene Ontology annotation, molecular function: hydrolase activity, acting on ester bonds.